Lichtheimia ornata is the source of this 1137-nucleotide messenger RNA. RefSeq lists its product as uncharacterized. Gene Ontology annotation, cellular component: endoplasmic reticulum. The transcript has 5 exons. Bases 1 to 1137 code for a protein of 378 amino acids. The record is from RefSeq and is a predicted model, not a curated record. Gene Ontology annotation, biological process: ergosterol biosynthetic process. Gene Ontology annotation, molecular function: sterol 24-C-methyltransferase activity. NCBI's taxonomy places the organism in Eukaryota, Fungi, Mucoromycota, Mucoromycetes, Mucorales, Lichtheimiaceae.
AUGGUUGCCGACACCUCAUCUGCCGUUUCCGCCCAACACGCCGAAGACAUUGCUUUUGCCCGCGCUAUGCACGGCAAGGAAAUCAAGAGCGGUCUCUUGUCCAACUUGGCCUCCAAGAAUGCCGAUGUCCACAACGUUGCCACCGACACGUACCUGAAAAUGUGGAAGCAACCUGGUGCUGAAAAUGAGGAAGAUGAGAACAAGCGUCUCGACAGCUACACUGCAUUGGUCAACUCUUACUACAACUUGGCCACUGAUUUCUAUGAAUACGGUUGGGGUGGCAGUUUCCAUUUUUGCCGUUACUAUCCUGGUGAGGAGUUCUUCCGUGCCAUUGCUCGUCAUGAACACUACCUUGCUGCCAACAUUGGUAUCAAGCGUGGCAUGAAGGUCUUGGAUGUUGGAUGCGGUGUUGGUGGACCCGCUCGUGAGAUUGCUGAAUUCACUGGUGCUCAUAUCACUGGUCUCAACAACAACGCCUACCAAGUUCAACGUGCUUUCCACUAUGCUGCUAAGCAAGGUCUUGCUGAACAAACCAACUUCAUCAAGGGCAACUUUAUGGAGAUUCCCUAUGAGGAUAACCAAUUGGAUGCUGCUUACGCUAUUGAAGCCACCGUUCACGCUCCUACUUUCGAAGGUGUCUAUGGUGAGAUUUUCCGUGUCUUGAAGCCUGGUGCCAAGUUUGGUUGUUAUGAAUGGUGCAUGACCGAUGAUUACGAUGAAAAGAACCCUGAACACCGUCGUAUUGCUCAUGGUAUCGAGAAAGGCAAUGGUAUCCCUAAGAUGCGCAAGAUUGCAGAAUGUCUUCAAGCUCUCAAGAACGUUGGUUUCGAGAUUGAGAUGCAUGAGGAUUUGGCCAACAUGGGCGAUAGCAUCCAAUGGUUCUAUCCUUUGGAAGGUGAUAUCCGUAAAUGCCAAACCAUGCGUGAUGUCCUUACUACGAUGGCUAUGACCAAGCUCGGUCGUUUCACCACUACCAACUUUUGCCGUGUCUUGGAAAGAAUCGGUCUUGCUCCCAAGGGCACUGUUGAGACUCAAAAGUUCUUGGAGGUUGCCGCUGAUGCUUUGGUCGAAGGUGCUCAAAAGAAUCUUUUCACUCCCAUGUUCUUUUUCGUUGCAAAGAAGCCUGAGAACGCUUAA